GUGUAUGACGUGUGUUGUGACAGUUCCGCGAUCAGUCGGACGCUUGACGUUUCGUAACGUUUGUGUAACAGAAUUACAGUGAAUUUUCCCAUUUUUCAUCCAUAUUGAACAAUAAAUAACAGAAAAAUGGAGAGAAACGAACGUAAAACUAACUCUCGUGCCCACUCUAUAACAAUAGACCGUGAUUCCAAGUUUAUAUUGCGAAAAGUUCUUAUGGAUUUCGCGAUACUUUUUGUCGUUGGCUUCCUAAUCCUAGUGUACUUCCUAUGGGGGACGCCAUACAAACGUGGCUUCUUCUGCGAUGAUGAAUCUCUAAAGCAUCCCUACAAAGACUCCACUGUCACAAACUUGAUGCUGUACAUCAUCGGCAUCGGUCUCCCUGUGUUUACGAUGUGCCUCACGGAAUGGAUCCGGCUUCGAGACUACAAGGGCGGCCGUUCGCGAGUAAUCCUCGGGUACGAAGUACCAGCAUGGGUCUGGGAAGUAUACCGUGUUGUCGGUGUGUUCCUCUUCGGAUGCGCCUGCCAGCAACUGACCACCGAUGUCGCCAAGUACACCAUAGGGAGGCUGAGGCCACAUUUCUUUGAUGUAUGUAAACCGGAUAUCGACUGCACACUGCCGGAGAACAAGUGGCGGUAUAUAGAGCAUUUCAAUUGUCUCGGCACUGAGAACAAGCUGAUGAAGGAGAUGCGUCUGUCGUUCCCGAGUGGGCACUCUUCCUUCUCCGCGUACACUAUGUUUUAUUUCGCGUUCUAUCUACAUAAAAGAUUCACAUGGCGUGGAUCGAAGCUACUGCGUCACGGUAUCCAAUUCUUGUUGAUCAUGCUGGCCUGGUAUACUGUAAUGACGCGAGUUUCAGACUACAAGCAUCAUUGGAGCGAUGUGCUUGCCGGUUUUAGUAUCGGAUUACUCUAUGCUGUUAUUAUUUUCACAUUCGUCUCCGACCUGCGCAAAACUCCAAGGCGACCUUCAGCCAACCACCACGACAACGAGCUCACCACCAACGGCAACACCCGUUCAGCCGCCAGUUGGAAUGUCUGACACUCUCCCGAGUCUCACAGCUCAAUGAGCGAAGAGGGCCCAUGACCCCCGAACGUGUCGUGGAUCUCCCAUGAAUAUAUGGACCUAUGAACUCUCGCGAUAUGAGAGUUUUCAGUGUAUAUAUUGUAUCUCUUUUUUUUAAGACUGUGUGGUUCGAUAGUUGAACUCUGUUUAUGAGAUCCUGGUCUGUGCUUGGAAAAUACUGUGUAAAAGUUAUGAUAUAAGCGUAUUAUCGUCGAUAGUCUUAUUUCGGGUAAAUUACAUACUUAAAUA
Molecule: messenger RNA, 1314 nt
Organism: Pararge aegeria (speckled wood butterfly)
Lineage: Eukaryota; Metazoa; Arthropoda; Insecta; Lepidoptera; Nymphalidae
Product: putative phosphatidate phosphatase
Exons: 6
Coding region: 127-1041 (304 amino acids)
Biological process (GO): phospholipid dephosphorylation; signal transduction; phospholipid metabolic process
Molecular function (GO): phosphatidate phosphatase activity
Source: RefSeq, a predicted model, not a curated record